GUAAAUAGUAAAAAAUAUGGCGUGGAUUUGAUACAAUUCGCACACAACACAUCAAAUGCUAUUCACUGUUCCACGAAAGUCGAUGAUGUUAUUCGAUAUCUGUCAUUGCAUGAUAACAAGUACAUCAGAUAUUUUCCUGGACAUCAAAAAAAGGUAGUGACACUGUGUAUGUCUCCAUUAGAUGAUAUGUUUCUCUCUGGUUCUUUGGAUAAAACAAUUCGCUUAUGGGAUCUGCGAAUACAAAGUUGUCAGGGUUUGAUGCAUGUGCCUUCAAGACCUGUUGCCGCUUUUGACCCGGAAGGUUUGAUAUUUGCAGCAGGAAUAAAUUUUGACACAAUCAAAUUGUAUGACUUGCGGUCAUUUGAUAAGGGGCCAUUUACGACGUUUAAGGUGGAAAAUGAGGCAAAAGAAGACUGGACUGGUCUGAAGUUUUCUCCUGAUGGUAAAAUGAUUAUGAUCACGACGAAUGGGUCUUCUGUUACUCUUAUUGAUUCCUUUAAAGGAACACUGGUCCACGUUUUAAGAGGUCACGAAAAUAGUAAAGGUAUUGAACUGGAUGCAACAUUUUGCGCUGACGCGCAGUAUGUAUUCAGUGGUUCUACAGAUAGCAGUAUAGUAGCGUGGUCUGUAACAACUGGACAAAGAGUUGCAAAGCUUGCAUCGGGACAUUCUCCACUUAUCCAUAAAAUAUUAUUCAAUCCACGGUUCUUCAUGCUAGCUACGGCUUGUACAACAUUAAAUUUGUGGUUACCAACAGAGGAAGAAUAA
Cercopithifilaria johnstoni is the source of this 768-nucleotide messenger RNA. NCBI's taxonomy places the organism in Eukaryota, Metazoa, Nematoda, Chromadorea, Rhabditida, Onchocercidae. The record is from the annotation of a GenBank genome assembly.